Messenger RNA from Aspergillus eucalypticola CBS 122712, 1416 nucleotides. Its product is annotated as mitochondrial 37S ribosomal protein uS2m. Bases 133 to 1257 code for a protein of 374 amino acids. Gene Ontology annotation, biological process: translation. The record is from RefSeq and is a predicted model, not a curated record. Gene Ontology annotation, molecular function: structural constituent of ribosome. The transcript has 3 exons. NCBI's taxonomy places the organism in Eukaryota, Fungi, Ascomycota, Eurotiomycetes, Eurotiales, Aspergillaceae. Gene Ontology annotation, cellular component: mitochondrial small ribosomal subunit; ribosome.
CCGUAAACGGCUUAGCGUAUUAUUUACCCGCCUCAGGCACCUGUUGUUGCCAAGCCCGACAUCAAAAGUUCGAGCGGAAGAUUCCCUUGAACCAGCUGCGAUAGACCAGAACUCCGGCCAACACAAGACAGUAUGAUUGUUCGGCAACUUGUGCGGCAAAGCCGCCAGCUUCGGGCUCUUCCCCGUCAGUCGCGCAUCUUGUCCCGAUUCUCUUCCACCGAGACGACUGGCCAGACUCCAGUACAGACUAUCGUUGCAGAGCAAGCACCUCAAUUAGAGACGCCUGCACCGGCUGUUGCAGUGCCGGAGCCUGGUACAUCUGGUGCACAAGAGAACUUGGAUCCGAACACGCUCCGCAGGAUCAAAUUCCACAGUCUCGGUAGCGAUGUUACCGGCGUCUACCGGCCAGAGAGCCUCCUCAAAAACCCUCCCAAAGCCACCGACGUUACCCUCGAAAUGCUCCUCGCCAACCAGACACACCUUGGACACUCGACUUCCCGCUGGAACCCCCAAAAUUCGCGCUAUAUCUUCGGUAUCAGGGAGGGGACUCACAUUAUUUCUCUUGACAUCACGGCGGCUUACCUCCGACGUGCAGCCAAGAUCGUGGAGGAAGUUGCCUACCGGGGUGGAUUGGUUCUCUUUGCGGGCACGCGAAAGGGUCAGAAGCGUGCGGUGGUCAGAGCCGCGGAACUGGCUCAGGGAUAUCACAUUUUCGAGCGUUGGAUCCCUGGUAGCUUGACCAAUGGCCAGCAGAUCUUGGGCCAUUGCGAAAAGAAGAUCGUGAACGGCUUGGAUGAUACAAUUGAGGACCUCUGGAAAGAGGAACUGGAAUCUUUCCGUGCCCUUAAGCCCGACCUUGUUGUUUGCUUGAACCCUGUCGAGAACGUUGUCCUGUUGCACGAGUGUGGUCUCAACAACGUCCCGACUAUUGGUAUCAUUGACACUGACGCCGACCCGACCCGUGUCACAUACCCCAUCCCUGCCAACGACGACAGUUUGCGUUCCGUGACUCUGAUUGCUGGUGUGCUGGGACGGGCCGGUGAAGCGGGUCAGCAGAGAAGAUUGGCGCAAGCGCGUAAGGGUGAGUGGACGUAUAAACCCAUGCAACCACUCCGUCAGCAAGUAGAGGAGACGACUUUGGAGACCGCGGAAGGACAGACGCCUGAAGCCUCUCAGGAUGUUGUGUCUGAGGAAGUUCCUUCUGAGGGAAGCCCGCUCGACAAGCCUAAGGAAGGGGCUUCCAGGGAUGAGGAAUAGAGUCGAAGUGUUGACUAUUGCUCUUAUUGAUAUCUGUCUGUCUACAUCUGAACUUUCGGCUGGGAUUGUAUUGUAUAGGACAUUGUAAAUUUUCCUUUUUCUCUGGUGUUAUAUCAUGUAUCAACAAUGCUAUUUGAAUCGAUCUUCUGGUCUAGUCUC